Molecule: messenger RNA, 1256 nt
Organism: Cynara cardunculus var. scolymus (artichoke)
Lineage: Eukaryota; Viridiplantae; Streptophyta; Magnoliopsida; Asterales; Asteraceae
Exons: 10
Coding region: 252-1097 (281 amino acids)
Source: RefSeq, a predicted model, not a curated record
UAAAAUUAAUAUAAUUUUUGAUAUAAUAUGAUGGAGGUAUUUUAUUGAGAAUAAUUUUUUGUUAAUAUAUGUCGUAGAAACGCGAAUUUCCGGAAUUUACCCUGAAUCGGGCAGGAACACAGUAUUGACCGGUGGACUGUGAAACCAAAAACGAUCGAUCGAUCGAUCGAUCUGUCAUAAUUUCUUGAUUUCAGCGCUUAUUGUUUGAUCGUUGUUCGAAUUUUAGUGCCUCUUUGUAUUUCCCGUUGCUCAUGGCGGCUCCAUUCUUUUCAACGCCUUUCCAACCCUUCGUUUAUCAGAGUCAGCAAGAUGCUGUCACGCCUUUUCAGAUUUUGGGUGGUGAAGCUCAGAUAGUUCAGAUUAUGUUGAAGCCAGAGGACAAGGUCAGUGCAAAACCAGGUUGCAUGUGCUAUAUGUCUGGCUCCAUUCAAAUGGAAAAUGUUUAUGCCCCAGAAAAUGAAGCAGGAAUGUGGCAGUGGCUCUUUGGGAAGAACGUGACUAAAACAUAUUUUCUAAAUGCUGGAUCAACUGAUGGAUUUGUUGGCAUUGCUGCACCUUCUCUAGGAAGGAUUCUCCCGAUUGACUUGGCAACAUUCGGCGGUGAAAUAUUAUGCCAGCCAGAUGCAUUUCUUUGCUCUGUUGGUGAUGUGAAGGUCAGUAGCACAUUUGAUCAGAGGGCACGUAACGUUGUAGCUGGUGUUGAGGGAUUCUUGAGACAAAAACUAUCUGGACAAGGUCUGGCAUUCAUAGUCGGAGGUGGAUCUGUUGUGCAGAAAAAUCUGGAGGUUGGCGAAACACUUUCAGUGGAUAUGUCUAGCGUCAUUGCACUAUCGUCUACAGUAAACGUGCAAGUAAAAUAUAAUGGUCCAAUGAGAAGGGUGGUCUUUGGGGGGGAGAACUUGGUAACGGCGAUGGUGACAGGACCAGGAAUCGUGUUUAUUCAGAGUAUGCCCUUCCCUCGUCUUUCUCAACGCAUUGCUAGGGCAGUUACGUCUCCAAACAUGAGGGACAAUCCCAAGUUCUUCAUGCAGAUAGUCAUCUUCUUCUUUCUUGCUUAUCUUGUGCUGGUCUCAUCUUUGCUAUUUACAGACACGUAACUUUCUCAUAAUAUUUUCUUGGAUAAUUUGCCAAAGGAUGAUGGAAACAAUGCAACAAAAGUACCCUGUUCAGUCUUCCUUUUUCUAUAUUUCCGAUCAAUACACAUUAUCAUCUUUUCAUAUUUUGAUUGAAUUACAAUUUUGCCAUUCCAAAGACAA